This is a messenger RNA of Parasteatoda tepidariorum (common house spider), 1392 nucleotides long. Its product is annotated as rRNA methyltransferase 3, mitochondrial. Gene Ontology annotation, biological process: RNA processing. NCBI's taxonomy places the organism in Eukaryota, Metazoa, Arthropoda, Arachnida, Araneae, Theridiidae. The record is from RefSeq and is a predicted model, not a curated record. Gene Ontology annotation, molecular function: RNA binding; RNA methyltransferase activity.
AUUUAGCAGAUCUUAACCUAGCAGAAACAGGCAGCUGGAAACUAACAAUGUAAACAAACGUGAAUUACAAUUUGUUGCUAGAAAGCUAAUAUUUUUAAUCAUUGGUGGUUAUUUAUUGUAUUAAAUACUUAAGAAAGGAUAAAAAUGAAUAAACUUAGGCGGAACUUAUUUUUCAAAAUGGAAAAUACAUGUAGGUGUUAUAGUAGAAAUGUAUUACGCCGUAAACCAAUUAAAGUAUUGAAUGUACCAGAAGACUCUUUAGCAUCCAUUCAAAAUGAAGCUCGUUAUCCAAAAUUAAAACUAAGUAAUCACAUGGAUAACACUUCAUUAGAAGUUUCGAUUGGAAGUGAAACUAAAUUGAUUCCAUAUUACGAGAAACUUCAAAAAAGUGAUCCUCGUUUUACGAAAACUAUAAGUCUUAUUAAAAAUCGUCAAAUGAGGGAGAUCAAUGGUAAAAUUCUUUUGGAAGGAAAACGACUGAUUAAUGAUGCAAUCGAUGCUGGAAUGGAACUUAAAUCUAUUUAUUUUAGCCGUGAAAAAGAUCUUGCUGAAAUAAAUUUUCGAAGGGCAGCUCAAAAAGUUGAAUUCUUCAAAGUCUUAUAUAGAACAAUGCAAAUGUGGUCAGAUCUGAAAACUUGUCCAGGUGUAAUGGGUAUUUUCAAAAGACCAUGUGCUGAAGAUGUACAUAUGUUAUCUGAGCCUGUGCUACCUGUAAACAUUAUUUGUGAUAACAUUAAAGAUCCUGGAAAUUUGGGCUCAAUUAUAAGGAAUGCAGCCUCUGCUGGCUGUCAGAAUAUUUUAUUAAUGAAAGGCUGUGUUGAUCCUUGGGAAGCAAAGGUCCUAAAAACAGGUUGUGGUGGACAUUUUCGGAUACCGAUUAUCAGCAAUAUUGAAUGGACACUCCUCUCCAAUUACAUAUCUAGGGAGUCACAUAUUUUUAUUGCUGAUAAUUCAGAUGAUAUAGAGAAAUGGAAACAAACUCCAGAAUUUAUAAAUUAUGAUGAAAGUAUUGAAGAAAUCGAUGAUACUUCAGAAGAUACAAUUAAAAAAUAUGCCACAGUUAAUGAACAUAAUCAAAUUAUUCAUAUUGAUGAAACACUUCAAGAACCUACUGAACUGGAAAUGUUGGAAACUACAAACCUUCCUUGCUAUUUAUACUCAAGUAUAAAAUUUCCUAAGAAAAAUAUAGUUUUAUACGUUGGUGGUGACACAAAUGGCCUAGAUAAUCGAAUAGUAAGAUUAGCUUAUGAUUACGGUGGUAAAAAGAUUAAGAUACCUCUGGAAAACAAUAUGGAUAAUUUAAAUUCUUCAUUUUCAUUAACUAUAAUUCUGUAUGAAAUCAAACGACAGCUGACAGAAAGAUAUGUAACAAAAUAAAAUAUGUUUUAGAUA